This is a messenger RNA of Sphaeramia orbicularis (orbiculate cardinalfish), 3771 nucleotides long. It is a transcript of the gene colec12, whose product is annotated as collectin sub-family member 12. The transcript has 10 exons. The coding region runs from base 446 to 2734 and encodes 762 amino acids. NCBI's taxonomy places the organism in Eukaryota, Metazoa, Chordata, Actinopteri, Kurtiformes, Apogonidae. The record is from RefSeq and is a predicted model, not a curated record.
UUUUUUUUUUUUUUUUUUUUGCAGCUCUCCGGUUACUGCUGCGGGUACCACAGGAGAACUGACGAGGAUACACCCUCAUCUCAGCAUCUUUGCAAACUACCACAUAAAUAAGAAGCUUUUCUCUGGCUCCUGUUACUCCUACUUGCAUUCCCUACAGGCUGCUGGCAACUAAAUUACCCCCCCUCCCCUCCUCUAUCCCAUCCUUCUCUUUUCUGCUGCAGUUAUAGAAGUUACCUGCGCUCAACGGAUGGAGCUCUGAUUACUAUUUUUAUUCUUAAUUCUUUUUUUUUUUUUUCCUUUUUUAAUUUUGCAAAGUGGAUAUUUGGAUACACGCAGAUUGAAGGUGCGUGUCGCCCAGGGGGAGCUUUGGUGCAAAUGCCAGUGCAAUGCUGUGGAUGUGACUUCAAACAGCAGCUUGACCACGGUACAGUCCUCUAAAAGCACAAUGAAAGACGACUUCGCCGAUGACGAGGAGGUGCAGUCCUUUGGAUAUAAGAGGUUUGGGAUUCAGGAGGGAACAGAGUGCACCAAAUGUAAAAAUGACUGGGCCUUGAGAGCUGCUAUUGCGUUGCUGUAUGUGCUCUGCGCCCUGCUCACCAUCGCAGUGGCUGUCCUCGGAUUCAAAGUGGUCCAGCGAAUGGACAACGUCACAGAGGGGAUGCAGAAUUAUGGAGGCAAGAUCAAUGCUGUGGAGAAAGACUUACAGAAAUUAGAUUAUCAGGCUGGAGCAAAGUCAGUAAAUGCCACCAGUGAAAUCAAGACUUUUAAAUCAGAUCUGGAGGUGUUACAGAAUCAACUUAAUGACAUUGCCCUCAGGGCGACGAGAAACAGGGAUAUCCUGAAUGAACUUCGUAUCACAGGCGAUGACAUGCAAAACGGCCAUGUGUCCCUGCAGACUGUUUUGGAGGGCAAUGCUGCCUCACUGCGUGGGGUCAACCAGACCCUAGCCUCUUACAGUAGCAUGAUUGACAAUCUGCAGACAGACACUGCAUGGCUACAGUCAGAAAUACAGGGUCAAGUUAAAGUGCAGAGUCAAACCCAGGUCACGGUCAAUGCACUGAACAUCACCCAGGCCCAGCAGCGAAAUCUGCUCAGCAGCCUCCAGAAGACUGUUGAAGAUGCAGGACAGGCAGUACAGAAACUGAAGAAUGACUACCAGGGUCUGCAGCAGACAGCCAGACAGGCACGGGCUGACACAGAGUGGCUCAAAGAAAAGGUACAGAACCUCCAAGUUUUAGCAGCAAAUAACUCUGCUCUGGCCCGGUCCAACGGUGACGCUCUAGAGGAUUUGGGAGCUCAGCUCAACACCUUGGCCAGCCAGAUCCAGAACGCCUCCUCCCUCGCUGAGAUUCAUGAUCAGAGCCUGCGUGAGUUGAUGGACCAUCAGAGAGAUCAUGAUAAUGCCACCUCAUCUAAGUUUGAUGAGAUGGAAGCGCGACUGGACCACCAUGAGAAUGACAUGGACCGCGUGACGGGGAAUGUUAGCUUUGCCACACAGCUCCUUGGUGCCAUUAGUUCCGACCUGAAUGGAAUGAGAUCCUGCGCUGAGACGGUCAUGAGACAUUCAGACCUGUUGCUGGGACUGAAUAAUAGUGUGACAGAUGCCCAGGCCGACAGUAAAGACCUCCAUGCCCAGCAGGAUGAGCUGAGAGCCAGGCUGGACAGAGAGGUCAACAACCUGUCUGUGGUGAUGGAAGAGAUGAAGCUGGUGGACAGCAAACACUCGCAGCUCAUCACCAACUUCACCAUCCUACAGGGUCCACCAGGUCCAAGAGGCCCCAAGGGUGACAAGGGUCCACAGGGACCAGUUGGCCAGACAGGACAGAAGGGUGAUAAAGGAGACAAAGGGAUGCCAGGAGUGGUGGGACCUAGAGGAGAGAAAGGUGCUGCUGGACCACCAGGUGGACCAGGUUCAAAGGGGGCUUCUGGGGCCCGGGGUCUGCCCGGGGCAAAAGGAUCAAGAGGGUCUGGAGGACGACCUGGAACACCUGGUGAUAAAGGUGAUCCUGGUGCUCAGGGGCUCCCUGGUAGGGAUGGACAGCCAGGAAUGCCGGGGCCACAAGGGCCACAGGGGCCCAGAGGAGCAGCAGGGCCUGCAGGGUUGGAGGGUCCUCGUGGACCUGUCGGACCUAUUGGCCCUCCUGGUCCUCCAGGACUACCAGGGUUACCUGCACCGCCUCCUCAGCUUCCAAUGCCUUCAAAGCCCACUCAGCUUCCUGAACGCCCCAAACCACAGGAAUCUCCCACGGCAGCAGUUGGACCGCAAGUCUCUGCAACUCAGAAGGUCGAGCCCCUUCCUGCUCCCACCCCAGCACCCGGUUGCCCUGCUGAGUUCAGGAGGUUUGGAAAUAGCUGUUAUUACUUCUCCUCCGGUUCCCAGAGACUGAAUUUUGAUGAGUCCUACAAGUUUUGCACCAACAUUUCUUCACAUAUGCUCAUUAUCAACGACAAUGAGGAACAGCAAUUUGUGAGAAAUGCGAUUGCAGAGAAGGGAUAUUUUUGGCUGGGUCUCACUGACAGAGAAGAGGAAAACGUCUGGAAGUGGGUGGAUGGCACCAUGCCAGUUUUCAAGAAGUGGAAGCCUGGUCAACCUGACAACUGGACCCAUGGGCAUGAAGACGGCGAGGACUGUGCUGGCCUCAUUCAUAAUGCCAACUGGAAUGAUUUCUAUUGCACUGACAGGAUCGGCUUCAUCUGUGAACGUGCUGCUGAUGUGACUGUUCCAGUUUUAUAGCAUCAUUCUGUGACAGUAUGAGCUGUCGUUGAGGAACUGUUGAAGAGGACGUCAUGGGAGGAGGUGAAGGACACGCGGAGGAGUUCUAGAUUACUGGACGACUCUGAAGUCAGCUGGGCCUAGCAUCACAAGACUAGGACUGAUAUUCGUCUUAAAAGGCACUUUACAGACCAGAAUGGUGCGAAAGACGAACCUGCACAGACUCAGCCCACUAGUGCCUUGAUGGAGUGUGUUGUAUUGAAGGAAAUGCGAGAAUGUAGGCAUUAACUUAGGCUUUAAGUCAUUAACUGGUGCAGCCACUGUUGUACAUGUGUAUCUGUAAAUAAUUGUUCACAAAAGACACAUUAUUGCUUGGGAUUGAUUCUCAUUUUGUGCCAUUAAUGAUUAACUUUUCAAUUUUUACACUUAGAAAAAAAAAUCUAUACACGAGGAUCAUGUUGUUGAUAAUGUGUUAUUUGGCAUUUUACGUUUUAUGUGAGAGAUGCAGCAAAGGCCCCGGUCUGGAUCUGUUAUCAGGGUCGCUGCAGUUCGUACUGUCUGGGGCACAAUCAACUAUUUUUCACUAAAUCAUCCACAGAAAGACAACUGUGAUUAGAAGUAAGCUAAAGAGAAAUAGUUACAAGAGCACUUACCCUCAGCAAAUGACUGCAACUCAAGCAAAUAGAAAUAAAGCAAGUUUAAAUUUGACUUUCUGAAACUGUUUUAAAGUAGUGAAAGCCAUGCUGCUGUUUUAUAAAGGACCCUAUUUUUAGACUUUAGACCGUCACUAUGAGGCGCACAUUAAAUAUACAGUAUGUAAUUUCUUUGUUAGGUAACCAUCAUAUGUUGAUUUAUUCAUUAUGCCAAAUAGAGUAUGUGAAAUAUGUUACGUGUUUAUAAUUUGCAUAAUCAGUUGAUAUUACUGACUGAUUUAAUUAAUGCGUAUGGACUGAAGAGCAGCUUGUAUUCCGGUUCAGCGUUCAUUAUUUGUCACUUAAAUUGCCAGGUUAUGGAUCAGCCCAGAACACUUAUCACAAUAAAAUGAGGAAGAAACUGUG